AUGGCGAAACGCUCUGCGUCGCCGGUUCCCACAAUUCCCCGGGCCUUGCUCCCCCUCCUCUUGCUGCUGAUGGCAGUCGCCUCCCCACCGUCGGUCUCGGCGUCGAGGGCCGUGAUCAGGGACGGCACCUCCUGCACAAUGUGCGCCUCUUGCGACAACCCCUGCCUGCCCGUCGUUUCCCCUCCCCCUCCACCUCCUCCUCAGCCGCCGUCCACGGCGCAGUGUCCCCCGCCGCCGUCGUCGUCGUCGACGCCGGGCACCUUCUACUACUACUCCCCUCCGCCUCCGUACGGAGGAGGAGGAGGAGGAGGCUACUACUACCCUCCGCCGGCAAACAUCUACUACACGGCACCGCCGCCGCCCAACCCCUUCCUGCCAUACUUCCCCUUCUACUAUUACAGCCCCCCUCCACCCUCAGACCACAAUUCCGUCGCCGCGCCCUCGAAACCCUUCUUCUUCACCUUCUUCUCCUCCUCCAUCCUUCUCUUCCUCUUCUCCCUAGCGUAG
Musa acuminata AAA Group (dessert banana) is the source of this 507-nucleotide messenger RNA. Its product is annotated as extensin-1-like. Bases 1 to 507 code for a protein of 168 amino acids. Lineage: Eukaryota; Viridiplantae; Streptophyta; Magnoliopsida; Zingiberales; Musaceae. The transcript has a single exon. The record is from RefSeq and is a predicted model, not a curated record.